AUGUGUCAGAAUGCACCAAAUCAAUGUUAUUUUUCUAAACCUUUCUGUCAAAAAAUGUUCCGUUUGAUUCACAUAGUCAUAGCACUGACACUAUUUCCAUACACUCAACAACAAUUCCGUAUGCGAUUAGAUUCACCAACAAUUGGACAAGCAGUAGAACUGGCACACGUCCUGUUUGAAGACGAAGAAAGCGAAGGUAUUAGUUAUAGAAGAGAUUGUAGAUUACUUGAUGAAGAUGAGUUGAGUGAUCUAUUUGGUGCAGUGCAAGAUGCUAAAGAUGACACUACAGCAAGGCCUAAUGUAUUGGAUGCCUUUUCAUUCCUUCAUUCUCGAAAUGAAGUAAAUUCCGGAGCACAUGGUGGUGUAGGAUUCCUUCCAUUCCACCGAGUAUUUUUAUACUUAUAUGAAAAGUUACUGCGUCAAUACAGACCCGGGGUGAGCUUGUGUUUUUGGGAUCCAACUUUAGAACCAGAAGACUACGAACAGUCAGAAAUUUGGGGUGACCGCCUAUUUGGAACAGCCCGGGGCAUUGUUUCAGAGGGAUUUGCAGCCAAUUGGAUGACCCCGGUUGGUCCUCUGAUACGAGAGGUAGGACGGACUGGAGGAACUGGUAGAAACGGAAGGACAUUAAACGAGAAGGAUAUAGAAAAUGUAUUGAGUAAGAAAAGAUUGGGAGAGAUAUCUUUUCCAAAUGGCAGGUUGUCGGAAAAUGUUGAAGAAUUACACAACCAUGUUCAUCUUUACAUUGGUGGAUUAAUGGCUCAAAUUGAAACAGCAGCUUAUGAUCCAAUAUUUUGGUUUUACCAUGUAUAUGUUGACUGUCUAUUUGAAGAAUUUAGAGAGAAGCAACGAAACAACACUACACCACCGGUAAUUGAUCCUGAAUUAGACUGGCCUUAUGAUUAUGCUGAACCAGAACAUGCACCAUUCGGUCCAAUGAGAUUAGGGGCAUUGAGAAAUAUUGAUGGACAAAAUAACUUCUUCUCUGAUAGAAUUCGUUGUGAGAAAGUUCCCAGCUGUAGAAGUGACAGAGAUUGUGGAAGGUUUAUGAACUGUAGGAGUCGCAAAUGCAUCUCUAAUCGUCGACCAAGAAAUAGGUCUAACAAUAAUAUGUUUGGGGGAUUUAUGAACGGCCUCGUUGGACCACAAACUUCAAAUCCGAUGAUUCAAGCACUGCAAGGGAUGGGAAUGAUGGGCAGAGGAGGUUUCCCGGGCAUGGGUGGUAAUAUGGCUGGUAUGUUUGGAGGUGGAGGUGGUUUUCCAGGAAUGGGAGGUGGAUUUCCAGGAAUGCCUGGGAUGGGAGGUCAAGGUAUGCCACAAAUGGGUAAUCAACAGGGUCGCCUGCAAGGACUGCCUGGAAUGGCAGCUGGAGGUUCGCAAGGCUUUUCUGCGUUCGGUGGAUUUCCUGGAAUGGGUGGUUCUCAAAUAUUCUCUGGACAAGGUUUCCCAGGGAUGGGGGGAUCUCAAGGAUUUCCCGGAAUGGGUGGUAUGGGAGGAUUUCCAGGCAUGGGUGGAAUGGGGGGCUUUUCAAUGGGUGGUCAAGGUGGUGGUGGUGGAGGAUUUCCAUUUGGAAAAUAA
Lottia gigantea (owl limpet) is the source of this 1578-nucleotide messenger RNA. RefSeq lists its product as hypothetical. The transcript has 4 exons. Lineage: Eukaryota; Metazoa; Mollusca; Gastropoda; Lottiidae. Gene Ontology annotation, molecular function: oxidoreductase activity. The record is from RefSeq and is a predicted model, not a curated record. The coding region runs from base 1 to 1578 and encodes 525 amino acids.